AAAUGCGAGCAGUUUACAUGAGACAAAGGCUGUCCCAUGUGUUGACUGAUAGGCGCUCAUUUCCCCUAAGAAGAUCCUGACCGAACAAACACCCAUCGCCCACACACCACGUGCAAGUAGAGAGACACCAACAAGCUCGGCAUCGUCAUCAGAGCGCUGGGAGCAGAACAAGGUGCCAGUGUUAGUGUGCAGAGUGUUAAUUGCCCCGGACACGAGCUGAGAGACCAGGGUGUAAGUCACAACUGCCAACUCAGCUUUAUUAAGUGCCAGUGUUUACAGCAGAUUUUGCCUUGCGGAGUCAGAUUUCCAGUAUUCAGCAUGAGCUUUCCCGGUUGCUGGCUGUUCCUCACUGUGUAUGGAGCUGUGUCCGUGAUGCUGGUUGGCACUGAUAGCGCCGGAGACCUGUUUAUCCAGGACAUACUGCAGCUGUACGGAAAGAACGGGCGAUUGAGUAGCAGCAAUGUGAGCCAGCUGCUGAAUGGCUGUGAUGCACACGGCGAAUUGCACAACUUGGAACAUCUGCACUACAACCGGUGUUUAUCUACUGAGGAUAUAUUUUCUAUUUACAAUAUCAAAACUGAUCAAAUUACCAAUGCUACGUUUGAGACAUUCUGCCCGGCCAUUUUACAUCAAAUAUUUUUUCAUCCGUGUUCAUUUGAACUCCAAGAAGAGAACACAGAAAGGCCGAGCCCUGCACAAGUUUGGGGAUUUAGCUUUCUUACUGUAACCAUCAUUAAUCUUACAUCACUGCUUGGAUUGUUUCUAACACCUGUGAUCAAGAAACCGUACUUUCCAAAAAUAUUGACUUAUUUUGUGGGACUUGCCAUUGGAACUUUGUUUUCAAAUGCAAUUUUUCAACUUAUUCCAGAGGCAUUUGGGUUUGAUCCGAAGGUUGAUAAUUAUGUUCCCAAAGCAGUGGCUAUUUUCGGAGGAUUCUACCUUUUACUGUUUGUGGAGAGAUUGCUGAAACUGAUUCUGAACAUCUAUGGUGAGGGUGUCCAUAACCAUUUAGACAUUGAUCAAGUGCCUCAUCAAGAAUUGCAAAUCGAGUCUCCAGCAAGUAAACUUCCCAAUGGAGGUAUCGUGUAUUCAAAUCCCACAGUAGCAGAGCCUAAUGGAGUAAAUCAUCUGGAACACACGAGCAAGGUUUCAUCGAAGGACUCAAUGGAAGAAGUGCAUUGCUGCAAGGUAUUGAAGUGGACACCUCUGAAAAACAUUGGCACAUUAGCCUGGAUGAUUACUUUAAGUGAUGCCCUGCACAACUUUAUUGAUGGACUUGCUAUUGGGGCUUCCUUUACCCUGUCAAAUUUGCAAGGACUCAGUACGUCUAUUGCAAUUCUAUGUGAAGAAUUUCCUCAUGAGUUUGGGGAUUUUGCAAUCCUAAUAAAUGCUGGAAUGAGCAUUCCACAAGCUUUGUUCUUCAAUUUUAUCUCGGCUUGUUCAUGUUACAUUGGCCUAAUAUUUGGGAUUUUGAUUGGCAACAACUUUGAGCCAAGUGUCAUCUUUGGAAUAGCAGGAGGCAUGUUUCUCUACAUUGGAUUGGCAGACAUGUUUCCAGAGAUGAAUGAAAUGCUCAAAGGCAAGAUAAAAGGAAGGAGAUCGGACCUAAUCUAUUUCUCAAUUCAGAAUGCAGGGUUACUCUCUGGAUUCGCCAUUAUUCUACUAAUUACCCUCUAUUCAAAGGAAAUUAAGUUGAAUUAAGAUCAUGAGCCAAGCACAACCUAGCAUACAAAUACGACUUGUUGAAUGUCAUGUAUGUUUUUAGAUUUUCAUAUCUUCCGAUCUCAAGAAAUAAAUGAUUUAUUUUUAUGCACAAUUUGAUGAAAGGACUUUGAAAUUUGGUUGAAAGAGUGAAUAAUGAACUGCUGCUAUCUUAGUAAAUUUAUAUAAAUAUUUAUGUAUUUUUAUUUGUUACACCAGGCAUUACCUGUACAGUGUUAUAGUGAGCAUGGUGUUACAGUUUUUUUUCUAAGACUAAAGGCAGCUGGUGCCACUUAAUUCCAUGUGAUUUUGGAAAUAUUAAAAAAAUGUGCUCACGUCCAAAUCACAGUGUAAUUGAGAAGGGCUUUUAUAUGAAAAUACUUUUUUCUUUCUAUAUUUUGUACCAAAUUGUCUUUGUUUAUUUGCACUUGAAAACAAAUAGGAAUAGUUAAAUUUGUAAAGUCUUUAACUAUUUUUUACAUAUAAAAUCUAGUUUUCAGAACAAAAAAAUCGUGAAAUGUAAUUAUAUUUUCUGCUUAAUA
Xenopus laevis (African clawed frog) is the source of this 2243-nucleotide messenger RNA. RefSeq names its product solute carrier family 39 (zinc transporter), member 8 L homeolog (gene slc39a8.L). Gene Ontology annotation, molecular function: metal ion transmembrane transporter activity; zinc ion transmembrane transporter activity; monoatomic cation:bicarbonate symporter activity. The record is from RefSeq and is a predicted model, not a curated record. The transcript has 9 exons. Gene Ontology annotation, biological process: transmembrane transport; metal ion transport; intracellular monoatomic cation homeostasis. Gene Ontology annotation, cellular component: membrane; plasma membrane. The coding region runs from base 319 to 1701 and encodes 460 amino acids. Lineage: Eukaryota; Metazoa; Chordata; Amphibia; Anura; Pipidae.